UCGCUCGCCGCACACGCGCGCACACAGCGGCGGGUAGGGCUGCGGGGCGGGCAGGGCGGCGGGGCAGCGGCGCUCCGGGCUUGUCCGCGGGGCAGCGGCAGCGCCGCAGGGCUCGGCUCCGGGAAGAGCUCGCGCGUAUAUCGGCGGCGAUCGCCGACGCUCGUUGACGGCCGGCGCAGCGCAGCGGUAGCGGCGGGCGCGGGAUGCGGUCCGGCCGCCCACCGGGGCGGUAAGCGGGAGAGCCGAGACGCCCCGCCAGCCGCGGCCCUGCGCCCUGGGGUGCGGGUAGGCGGAGGAGCCCCCGCUCGUUGCCGCUCUGUAUCCCUUGGCGGGGCCGUUGACAAUAAAUCCGCGAUGGCCUCCUCCGGUAUAAACACAGCCCAGCCUAGUUCCCAGAUGGCCAACUCCCAGAACGGCCGGAACCCACGCAAAGGACGGAUCCUGGGCUUCAUCGAUGCCAUUCAAGAUGCUGUGGGCCCCCCCAAGCAGGCAGCUGCCGACCGAAGGACUGUGGAGAAGACCUGGAAGCUCAUGGACAAAGUGGUAAGACUGUGCCAAAACCCAAAGCUUCAACUCAAAAACAGCCCACCCUACAUUCUUGACAUUUUACCAGACACCUAUCAACAUUUGCGACUUAUACUGAGCAAAUACGAUGACAACCAAAAACUUGCACAACUCAGUGAGAAUGAGUAUUUUAAAAUCUACAUUGAUAGUCUCAUGAAAAAAUCAAAACGGGCUAUCAGACUCUUCAAAGAAGGAAAGGAAAGAAUGUAUGAGGAGCAGUCACAGGACAGGAGAAACUUAACUAAGCUGUCCCUCAUCUUCAGCCACAUGCUAGCAGAAAUCAAGGCUAUUUUUCCAAAUGGCCAAUUCCAGGGUGAUAACUUUCGUAUCACCAAAGCAGAUGCUGCAGAUUUCUGGAGGAAGUUCUUUGGAGACAAAACUAUAGUGCCAUGGAAAGUGUUCAGGCAGUGCCUUCAUGAAGUUCAUCAGAUAAGCUCUGGUUUGGAAGCAAUGGCUCUUAAAUCUACUAUUGAUUUGACCUGCAAUGACUACAUUUCAAUUUUUGAGUUUGAUAUCUUCACUAGGUUAUUUCAGCCAUGGGGUUCAAUCUUAAGGAAUUGGAACUUCUUAGCUGUGACACAUCCUGGAUAUAUGGCAUUCCUGACAUAUGAUGAAGUGAAAGCAAGAUUGCAGAAGUACAGCACAAAGCCUGGGAGCUAUAUUUUCAGACUGAGUUGCACUCGCUUGGGGCAGUGGGCCAUUGGGUAUGUGACUGGUGAUGGGAACAUACUGCAGACCAUACCUCACAAUAAGCCUCUGUUUCAAGCUUUGAUUGAUGGCAGUCGGGAAGGAUUCUAUCUCUUCCCAGAUGGACGAAGUUACAAUCCUGAUCUGACAGGAUUAUGUGAACCUACACCACAUGAUCACAUAAAGGUCACGCAAGAACAAUAUGAAUUGUACUGUGAAAUGGGUUCCACUUUUCAGCUAUGUAAAAUCUGUGCAGAGAAUGACAAGGAUGUAAAGAUUGAGCCUUGUGGACACCUCAUGUGCACCUCUUGUCUUACGGCAUGGCAGGAAUCUGAUGGCCAAGGCUGUCCUUUCUGUCGCUGUGAAAUCAAAGGAACUGAACCAAUUAUUGUGGAUCCGUUUGAUCCAAGAGAUGAAAACUCCAGAUGUUGCAGUAUUAUCGAUAGCUUUAGUAUGCCCAUGUUGGACUUGGAUGAUGAUGAUGAUAGGGAGGAGUCUUUGAUGAUGAACCGAUUGGCUUCAGUCCGAAAGUGCAAUGAGAGGCAGAAUUCACCAGUGACUUCUCCAGGAUCUUCCCCUCUUGCACAAAGAAGAAAACCACUUCCAGACCCCCUGCAAAUCCCACAUCUUAGUCUUCCACCUGUACCUCCUCGUCUGGAUCUUAUUCAGAAGGGAGUAGCACGGUCUCCAUGUGCCAGCCCAACUGGAUCACCAAAGUCUUCUCCUUGUAUGAUGAGGAAACAAGACAAACCUUUGCCAGCACCACCACCUCCCUUGCGUGAUCCUCCACCACCCCCACCAGAACGACCUCCUCCAAUUCCACCAGACAACAGGAUAAGCAGACACUUGCAUCAUCCAGAAAGCGUGCCUUCCAGAGACCAGCCAAUGCCUCUUGAAGGCUGGUGUCCCAGAGAUGUGUUUGGGACAAGUCAGUUAGUAGGAUCUCGAACGGGGAGUGACACUUCUCCCAAACCAGGACUGACUGCAAUUUCAAACAUGAAUGGAAGGCACAACCGCGUAAGUUCUGAGCAAGGAUUUAUGAGAAAACACAGACGUCAUGAAUUGCCUGUGGAAGGUGCCAAGGUAUUUUCAAAUGGUCAUUUGAUAAAUGAAGAAUACGAUGUCCCACCACGGCUUUCACCUCCUCUUCCAGCUGCUUCCACCAUCCCUAGUAUAAAGUGCCCUGUUUCUUCAGCAAAUUCUCUGUCUGAUAAAUCAAGGGAUCAUACAGAUGAUGAUGAUGAAUACAAAGUUCCUUCUUCACAUUCUAUAAUACUGAGCUCUCAAUCACCUCAUUGUCAUAAUAUAAAACCUGUUGCUCGGGUUUGUGAGAAUGGCCAAUGUAGUGGAGUAACAAAUGGAACACACAGUGCUACUUCUGAUGUGAAGAAAUCAAAACAUCCAGAGUUAGGAGAUGUCUAUGAUGCACCUACUGUUCCGGUACCUUUGCCACCUGCACGGCCUCCUACCAGAGACAACCCAAAACACAGCUCUUUGCUCAACAGGACUCCCUCCGAUUAUGAUCUUCUGGUGCCCCCUUUAGGUGAGGAUGCGUUUGAUAGCUCACCUCCUUCACUACCACCACCACCACCACCACCUGCUAGGCACAGCAUCACUGAGCACACAAAACCAUCUGGCUCAGGAAGUCGACCUCCCUCAGGACAUGAACUGUUCCCUCAUCCUGAUCCUCAUUUUGAUCCAAUAACUGGUCACGUUCCCUUGCCACCUGUUCGUAGAGUAACUGGAGAAAAUGUAAAAACAAAUAGGAAUUCUCAAGACUAUGAUCAGCUUCCUCCCUCUUCAGAUGGUUCACAAGCACCAGCCAGGCCCCCUAAACCACUUCCUCGGAGGACUGCACCAGAAAUACACCACAGGAAAGCAUUCAAUUCUGACAGUUCCACGGAAAAUGUGGAUGCAAAAAUUGCAAAACUAAUGGGAGAAGGCUAUUCCUUUGAAGAAGUCAAGAGGGCACUUGAAAUUGCCCAGAAUAAUGUUGACGUGGCUCGUAGUAUUUUAAGAGAAUUUGUCUGUUUUCCUCCACCAGUCUCACCACGUCUCAAUCUAUAGCAGCAUGAAGAUUUUCUUGGAGCAUGUGAAUUCUACAUAUACAUGUGUGGACUGGGGAAUGAGAGGAAGAAGAGAAGAGAAUAUUUUUUCUUUCAUCUUUAGCAGGAGGCUGUCUGUUUCCAGCCGUGCUCAUGGCUGCUCUGAUCAAGACUUAUAAAUAUGCUGAGGCUUAUGUAUUUUUGCUAGCCAUACUUUUUUAAAUCAGGGUUGAACUGACAAAAUAAUUUAAAGAAGUUUACUUCCCUAGAACUUUUAAUCUGUGAAAUGCUUUUUCUUGUUUACAAGUUGAUAAGUUACAGUUUUCUAGUUGAUGUCUGUACUAUGUUCCUGUUCAUGUCCCCUUGUACUUUUGGUCAGUCCUGCUGUAGCAUUCCCCACAGUUUCCAUGCUGACCACCCCAACAACUAAAUCAUCACUUUCCAGAAAUUUCGUGUUUGCUUUUUUUUUUCUCUUACAAGAUGCUUUAACUGUUUUUGCAUUUCAGCUCAGCAAAUGCAAAAGUAUGUGGCCUUCACUACUGAUUAUUUUUUCAUAUGAGAUUCCUUUGCUUUUGAGAGAGGAAAUAUCUGAAUGUAAAAUAUGUCUAUGAACUGCCUUUUUAAAGGUAUUUUUGACAACAAUGUUGGACAGCUUUCUGUUUAACAUUAAUUCCAUGACCUAUAAUCCUCGAGGUCUUUUAUCCGCUGCUUCUACAGUCAACAAAAAAUCCCAACCAACUGGAAAAAGAAACAGCACUUGUUACAGUGAUACUGAGUUCUGACAUGUACAAGCUCUUUAAAAAAUUAUUUGAUUACAAACGUUCAAAAAAGCCCAAACACACGUGACAGUACUGCAUUUUGAUUACACACUAAUUACACCUGUUGUCUAUGACCUAUGUAUUCUGAGACAUGCCAGACUAGAAGGAAUCAUCAUUUUGAAUCACUUUAAUGGCAUUCAGGUAAAUUUCAGAGCAAGCUUCUGCAAAAUUAAUUUUGGAGUGAUUAUCCUGUGGUUCAUUGCGGCUUGGAUUUAGUUUGUAUUAACUUGGAAACUUUAAAUUCUUGGUGCGCUGUUGAUUCUUAAUGCCACUGUAGCAGUAUGUUUUGGAAAGUUCUUUAACAAUCUCCUCCAUACACUUUAUUACUCUAAAGUGUGUUUCUAAUGCCCAAAUUCAUUCAGUCACUUUCCAGCUACUUAGCUGGAAUUGUUUUUUUGCUUUCAAUGGCUAGUGAUACUACAGGCUUUGUGUUAUUUUUAAGCCCAGGUUGAUGCAAGCUAAAUUAAAUAUCUUUCUAACAUUAGAAAAGAGAGAGAAAGUGACAACUAUGUUCCUAGUGCUUUCAAAGUUUAGGGUCUAAAUAUUUCCAGUAGAAAACUGCUGCUUUCCUGUUUUUGUAGGAGAAUUGGUAGCGUGCUCUUCCUUUAUUACUGUUGAAAAGAUUAAACUGUAUGGUAGCUAGAGUAUUUUCCACAUUUUGGGAUGUGACCAGUAUAUGACAAUUUUCACUUUGUACUAAGCUGCAUUUGAGUCACGUAUUUGUUGUUUCCUUUCAGCUGUCACUUUUUUCCUUCACUCAUAGUAAGUGAUAGAAGUUGCACCACUUAUGGGAUCAGAUCUCAGCAGCCAAUACAUUGCUUUUAAAAAAUUUCAAAUACAGAAAAUGUCUGUAUUGCAGGAUCCAAAAUAACUGG
This is a messenger RNA of Lagopus muta (rock ptarmigan), 4989 nucleotides long. It is a transcript of the gene CBLB, whose product is annotated as Cbl proto-oncogene B. Gene Ontology annotation, cellular component: plasma membrane; membrane raft. The transcript is spliced from 20 exons. Gene Ontology annotation, molecular function: ubiquitin protein ligase activity; calcium ion binding; phosphotyrosine residue binding. The record is from RefSeq and is a predicted model, not a curated record. The coding region runs from base 355 to 3318 and encodes 987 amino acids. Gene Ontology annotation, biological process: negative regulation of epidermal growth factor-activated receptor activity; cell surface receptor signaling pathway. NCBI's taxonomy places the organism in Eukaryota, Metazoa, Chordata, Aves, Galliformes, Phasianidae.